GCAGAAGUGUUAAUUGCUGUGUUGGUGGUGAUUUCGUUGCUCAUUCUCUGUUUGGGUUUUUUCAGACUACUUAAUUAUUCAUGGUGAGGGUUUGUACUUUAUGUAAUGGUGCCAUGAUAUUUGGAGAUGGUAAUGCCAUAUUUUCCAUAUUCUCAAUGGAAGGAUAUUCCUUGCACUGGCCCUGCUUCAAAUCCAACUGGUGGACUCACACCAGCCAUAUUACGGCCACGUAUUCCUUUACGAACGAUUUACAAUCGGGUUUCAUCACAAAUCCCAUCUUCUGAGCCACUUGUCUUCAAUGAUCCUUUAGAUUUCCCAAGCUUUUCCUCUAAUAAUAUUUCUAUUAUCAGGUCCAUAGAUAUCAAAACACACACUGAAUUACCAGCAGUCCCGCUGUCAGUUUCGCAAGAAAACUUCCAUAUACUCGUCAAUCUCAAAUCUAAUGUCACUGACAUUGAUCAAGUUGGUAGUGAUAUAACUUGUCGUGCACCAAUUGACCUCGUGACGGUUCUUGAUAUAAGUGGCAGCAUGACAGGUACAAAAAUUCAGCUGUUAAAGAGAGCCAUGGGGUUUGUGAUAGACAACCUUGGCCCUUCUGACAGAUUAUCUGUUAUUACCUUCUCAUAUGAUGCCCGCCGCCUCUUCCCCCUUCUACUGAUGACUGACUCUGGCAGACAACAUGCACUACAAGCAGUGAAUUCUUUGGUUGCUGGUGGUGGUACAAACAUCGUAGAAGGACUCAAGAAGGGCACCAAGGUUAUUGAAGACCGAGGAUACAAAAAUCCUGUUUAUAGUAUCAUGCUAUUAUCUGACGGGCAGGACUCGUACACGAAGACAAUCAACCUUAAAGAAAUUUCAAGGUUGCAAAUUCCAGUUCAUACAUUUGGAUUUGGUGCAGACCAUGACCCUAUCAUGUUGCACUCAAUUGCAGAGGAUUCAAAGGGAACUUUUUCUUUUAUUGAAGCUGAGGGAUUAAUACAAGAUGCAUUUGCUCAAUGUAUUGGUGGUCUCCUGAGUGUAGUUGUGCAAGACUUGCAAAUACACAUUCAGUCGCUUGACCCUUAUAUUUGUAUCAGUGAAGUAAAAGCAGGGAGUUAUUCCACAUACUUGACAGGUGACAACCAAACAGGAUCCGUGGACAUUGGGGAUUUGUAUGCAGACGAAGAGAGGGAUUUUCUGGUGCUGGUUGACAUUCCAGUUGUAACCGAAGCGAAUUUCAACAAUCAGAUGAAGUUGGUUAGUGUGUGGUGUGAUUACAAAGAUCCUUUUACUAAAGAAUCUGUCACUACUGAAGCUGUAGAAGUGAAACUUCAGAGACCCGAAAUGGUUAAUGAAGAUAUGGUUGUUUCUAUUGAGGUUGAUAGGCAGAAGAAUCGAUUGCAGGCAGCUCAGGCAAUGAGCAAUUCGCGUGCUGCUGCUGAGAGAGGUGAUCUCCCUACCGCAUGGUCUAUAAUUCAUGGUUUUAGAUUGCAGAUAUCAGAAACUGCCUCUGUGCAUGCGGGUGACAAAUUUUCCGUUGAUUUAGAUUUAGAGCUUCAAGAGGUAAGAUCGAGGAUGAAAAGCAAGAAAAUAUAUGAAUCAACAGGAAGGGGAUAUCUACUCUCAGGAAUGAGUUCACAUUCGAGGCAAAUGGCUACAACUCGAGGAGAUUCCACUGAAAGUACUUACCAGACAGCUUCUAUGAGUAAAAUGGUUCACCGAUCUCGUGCAUCUCUUCCAAAAUCACUUGCACAUAACUCACCUAUAAUGGCAUCUUACGCUGGCGGAGGUGGGGGCACUGCUGGUGAUGGUUCUAAGGCUUUCAAAAUUUCUUCAUCAAGUAGUCUCAAUAUUCAAAGAGGUGAUAUUACAAAGUGGUCUAUCAAUGGUACCUCUGAUGCCAUUGUAAAUGCAGCUAAUGAACGGAUGCUUGGAGGCGGGGGAGUUGAUGGAGCUAUACAUAGAGCUGCAGGACCGGAACUACGAGCAGCGUGUUAUACCAUUGCAGAGGUUUGUCCUGAAAUUCGCUGCCCAAAAGGAGAAGCGAGAAUUACUCCAGCAUUUAAGUUGCCUGUUUCGCAUGUUAUUCACACUGUUGGUCCUAUUUAUGCUGCUGACGAUCACCCGGAAGUUACUCUAAGAAAUGCAUACAGAAACUGCUUAAAGCUCGCAAAAGAGAACGGGAUAGAGUAUAUCGCUUUUCCUGCCAUAUCCUGUGGUCUUCAUGGUUAUCCCUGUGACGAAGCUGCAGCAACUGCAAUAUCUACUGUAAUGGAAUCAGAUGGUGACUUCAAAGAGGUGCAUUUUAUUCUAUUCGAGGAUGAUGUUUUCGAUGCUUGGUUGGAGAACACAAAAGGAUUGCUUUAG
Papaver somniferum (opium poppy) is the source of this 2346-nucleotide messenger RNA. Its product is annotated as E3 ubiquitin-protein ligase WAVH1-like. The record is from RefSeq and is a predicted model, not a curated record. Bases 127 to 2346 code for a protein of 739 amino acids. The transcript is spliced from 2 exons. Lineage: Eukaryota; Viridiplantae; Streptophyta; Magnoliopsida; Ranunculales; Papaveraceae.